Molecule: messenger RNA, 2473 nt
Organism: Labrus bergylta (ballan wrasse)
Lineage: Eukaryota; Metazoa; Chordata; Actinopteri; Labriformes; Labridae
Gene: zbtb35
Product: zinc finger protein 131
Biological process (GO): regulation of transcription by RNA polymerase II
Cellular component (GO): nucleus
Molecular function (GO): DNA-binding transcription factor activity, RNA polymerase II-specific; protein binding
Source: RefSeq, a predicted model, not a curated record
AUAAAGAAAUCCGUCUGGGAAAAGUGUAUUUUAAUGCGCGGUUUGAUGACGUAAUGUUGAUUGUCAAACGCGAAAUGGCGAGCGUGCUAAGAGGCCCGUUACCCGCAACUCGCUGGGGUUGUGUUAUCCUUAUUGUUUACAUGCUCCAUCGUCGAAAUGAUUACGUAGGGGUAUCUUUUCCUGAGAAAGAUAAGGUGAAUAAUGGCGGCUGAGGUGGAGGUUGAGUCGGAUGCAUGCAAUGAGUACCCGGCACAUUACAAAGUCAUGAUGGACAAAUUAAAUGAACAACGACAGCUGGACCAGUUCACAGACAUUACUCUGAUUGUGGAUGGGCAUCAGUUCAGAGCCCAUAAAGCAGUGUUGGCAGCAUGCAGUCAGUUUUUCCACAAGUUCUUCCAGGAUUUUACCCAGGAGCCUCUGGUGGAGAUAGAAGGAGUGAGUAAUACAGCCUUUCACCAGCUGAUGGAGUUCACAUACACAGCUAUACUAGAUGUGGGUAAAAAGGAGGAGGCUGACGUGUGGAAGGCGGCUGAAUACCUCCAGAUGCAAGAAGCCAUCAAAGCACUCAGCAAUAAGAUGAAUGAAGAUCCCUCCCUGACAGCUAAGAGCAAAGGUAAAAAGAGGAAGAUUGCUGAGACGUCAAAUGUCAUCACGGAAAGUCUGCCUUCAGUGGAGGGAGAACAGGUGGAGAUUGAGGUGAUAGGAGAAGGUGUCAUCGAGGUGGAGGAGGCAGGACUGGAGGAGGUGGUUGAUGCAGCAAAAAAUGCUCAGGCCUCCGAUGACUCUGCUUUGGCUCUUCUCGCUGACAUUACCAGCAAGUAUCAGCAAGGGGGAUCUACAGUACAUUUCAUUAAAAAAGACGAAAUAGAUGAGGAGGUGGUGUAUCAGGAGGAAACGGUGACGGCCUCUAAAGUGCUGGAGAAUGUCGGUGUGGUUGAGGUUCAGAUUUCCCAAGUGGACAACAUGUUCCGCUGCAACAAGUGCGAUCGUAGCUUUAAGUUGUACUACCACCUCAAGCAGCACUUGAAAACACAUCUUGGCUCUCUGGAAAAACCCCACGUGUGCAACCAUUGUGGCAAAGCUUACACGAGGGAAGGCGCCUUGAAGCAGCACAUCAGCACGUUUCACUUUGAUGCAGAGGAGCUGUCUCAAAACCAGAAACCGCAGAAGAAGGUGCACGUGUGUGAAUACUGUAAAAAGCAAUUUGACCACUUCGGCCACUUUAAGGAGCACUUGCGAAAGCACACUGGGGAAAAACCUUAUGAGUGUCCAGAUUGCCAUGAGCGAUUUGCAAGGAACAGCACAUUGAAGUGCCAUAUGGCAGCCUGUCAGAACGGGGCCGGAGCCAAGAAAGGGCGCAAGAAACUCUAUGAAUGCCAGGUCUGCAGCAGUGUGUUCAACAGCUGGGACCAGUUCAAAGACCAUCUCGUGAGCCACACAGGAGACAAACCCAACCACUGCACCAUGUGUGACAUGUGGUUCACGCACGCGAGAGAACUUAAGACUCACCUCAAAGAAGUCCAUUCCAUCGAGGACAGGACAAAUGAAGAAGUGGUCAUCACUGACUCUGCCGCCACAGCAGCCAUCACCAUCGCGACCCAGAGCAUAGACGGAGGCGAAGCGGUGAUGCUGGACGACGGCAUCCAAGUGGAACACGUCACCAUGGAGCCUGUCGAUGUGAUGGAGAUGGACGAGACCACAACAGUUGUGAUGGAGGACGGGGGGGUAACAGAGAUGUGUGAGGAGGACGUGGAGAGACUAAAGCGGGCGGGGGUGCAGAUCCAGGUAGUGCGUGUGACCACGGCCGAAGUAGACGGGCAGCAGGUGGUGAACUCUCAGGUGGAGGUAGAUGUGGAGGGUGAAAUGGUGAACGUGGAAGAGGCAGAACAAGCUGUGAUUGUAUGAGAAAUUUGCAAAGACUGUCUCAAAUGACACAUCGGAGACUUUCAGUUCUCUUCGGACGACUUUUUUUUAUUGUGAAGAACACUGCAUGUGGGAUAAAGCAUGCCACAUCAACAUGUCUUAUUGUCCAACAUCGCGUUCAGUGACUUCAUUCCCGCCACCGUAACUCUUUGAAAGCGGAGUUAAAGACAAUUUUGGAAAUCUACAAUUUCCUACUAGCUUUCCUGUAUUUAUUUUUGAGCCUGUUGCCAUCCAGCCACACAUCCUUAGUGACUCCACUUUGCUAAAUCAAUCAAGUUCAUAUGUUUUUUGUCCGAGUUCAUAUUUUACCAAAACAAUUGACAUGAAAUUAAAUAUUCCUGUUGCAGCUCAUGAAACAGUGGAUUUUUGCUAGUGCUAAUGUUACAUACAGUUCUGUUCAUGCUUAUUUUCAUAUUGACUUUGCUGUUUUUGUAGGAAAAUCUCAGAUAUGGAAUAAAAUGUUCUCCAGAAUGGGAUAUCUAUGUUGAAGCCAUCUAUUGAGUACUUGAUGAAAUGAAUUUAUGGGAUUAUUUAAAUGCUUUUGACUUCA